Messenger RNA from Paramuricea clavata, 314 nucleotides. NCBI's taxonomy places the organism in Eukaryota, Metazoa, Cnidaria, Anthozoa, Malacalcyonacea, Plexauridae. The record is from the annotation of a GenBank genome assembly.
AUGAUAAGUGCUAUUUCUCCGUUGCAACAUGGUUUUGCAAGGAAUCGUUCGUGUAUUACUCAACUCUUACGAGUGCUUCAUUCAAUCGGGCAGAACUUAGACCAGAACAUCCAAACUGAUAUACUAUACUUAGAUUUUGCCAAAGCUUUCGACUCGGUCGAUCAUAGUUUAAUAGUGACAAAACUCAAGUGUUACGGCGUGAAAGGGAGAAUGCUUAAUUGGUUUCAAGACAAUCUUACUAAUCGGACUCAAAGAGUUGUUAUGAACGGGGUAGCUUCUGACUGGACACUAUGUUACUUCAGGUGUUCCUCAGG